AUGUCUGGAUAUGUAAGGGAAGGGCAUAAGUUGAGCCGAUCGUUGGCGAGAGCCAUGGCGACGGCGCGCGCGGAAGCGGCGGCGGAGGCGGGGGCGGGGGCGGCGGACCGCCCAGGCGGCGGCUCUAGGCACGCCGCGUGCGCCGCCGCGUGCUCGAAGCGCCCGCCGCCGCCGCCGCCGCAGGCUCCUCAGUCGCCCGCCGCCGGCCGCCAGGAAAAGAUGGCAGUGUGUAAGAAGCUCGUCAACUCGCCCGACGCGUGCGUGGACGAGAUGCUGGCCGGGGUGGCGGCCGCCUUCCCCGGGCUCGACCUGCACGCCGCACACCGCGUGCUGCUCCGCAAACAGGAUGUACCGAGGAACAAAGUAGGUAUUCUGUCGGGCGGAGGUUCUGGACAUGAGCCCUUCUGUGCGGGUGGGGUGCUGGCGGUGGUGGCCAACUACACGGGCGACUGCCUCAACUUCGGGCUGGCGGUGGAGCGCGCGCGCGCGCUGGGGCUGGCGGUGGAGGCGGUGGUGGUGGGCGAGGACUGCGCGCUGCUCGACAGGGGCGGCGGCGCCGGCGGCGCGGGCCGGCGCGGGCUCUGCGGCCUGCUCUUCGUCUACAAGCUGGCGGGGGCGCUGGCGGAGGCGGGCGCGUCGCUGGAGGCGGUGGCGGAGCGCGCGCGCCAGGUCACCGCCCGCAUGGCCACGCUCGGGGUCUGCCUCUCGCCCUGCAGCCUGCCAGGGGCGGGUCCGCUGUUCACGCUGGGGCCCGAUGAGAUGGAGCUGGGCCUGGGCGUCCACGGAGAGGAGGGCGCCUUCAGACUGAAGCUGAGCAGCGCGCACGAGGUGGCGGAGGCGAUGGUGGCGCGCCUGGCGGGCGCGCUGGCGCUGGCGCCGGGGGCGCGCGUGGCGGCGCUGCUCAACAACCUGGGCGGCACGUCGCAGCUGGAGCAGGCGCUCAUGGGCGGGGAGCUACGCGCCGCGCUCGAGCGGCGCGGCGUGGCGGUGGAGCGGCUGUACGCGGGCCACCUGAUGACGUCGCUGGAGAUGGCGGGCGUGCAGCUGAGCGUGCUGCGGCUGCCGGACGAGGAGGCGGAGGCGGCGGCGUGGCUGGCGGCGCUGGACGAGCCCACGGACGCCGGCGCGUGGCCCGGCUGCCCGCUCGCGCUGCCCUGCGCCCUGCCGCCCACCCCCGCGCCGCAGGAGCUCGCGCACGACGAG
This is a messenger RNA of Gryllus bimaculatus (two-spotted cricket), 1203 nucleotides long. NCBI's taxonomy places the organism in Eukaryota, Metazoa, Arthropoda, Insecta, Orthoptera, Gryllidae. The record is from the annotation of a GenBank genome assembly.